Messenger RNA from Pieris rapae (cabbage white), 704 nucleotides. Its product is annotated as pre-rRNA-processing protein esf2. NCBI's taxonomy places the organism in Eukaryota, Metazoa, Arthropoda, Insecta, Lepidoptera, Pieridae. Gene Ontology annotation, biological process: endonucleolytic cleavage to generate mature 5'-end of SSU-rRNA from (SSU-rRNA, 5.8S rRNA, LSU-rRNA); endonucleolytic cleavage in 5'-ETS of tricistronic rRNA transcript (SSU-rRNA, 5.8S rRNA, LSU-rRNA); small-subunit processome assembly. Gene Ontology annotation, molecular function: RNA binding. The record is from RefSeq and is a predicted model, not a curated record. Gene Ontology annotation, cellular component: nucleolus. The transcript is spliced from 2 exons. Bases 120 to 692 code for a protein of 190 amino acids.
GUAAGUAUAGUAAAUUACAUUUACAGUCGCGAAUUUGUUUUGUAAUUAAUGUUAUAACUUUCACACAACGCUUUAUAUAAGGCAUUUUCUUUAUUGUUAUAUUACAUUGCUGAAACACGAUGCCUGAGAUAGCGGAAAGGGUUCCAGAAAAUGGUUCAGGUUAUGAUGUAGAUAGAAAUGAAAAUAGUAUGGACAGUACAGUGGGUUCAGAUUCGGAUAAAUUAAAAAAAAAGAAAAAGCGAGGAAUAAUUUAUCUAUCUACAAUCCCUCCGUACAUGAAUGUUGCCAAAAUACGAGAAAUUUUUAGUGAGUUUGGUGAAAUAGGAAGGAUUUACUUACAAUCAAGUGCAAAACCUGGAGAAAAACGAAAACGUGUACCUAAUCAGUUUACGGAGGGCUGGGUGGAAUUUAAGAAGAAAAAAAUCGCCAAAAGUGUUGCCGCUAGUUUAAAUAAUACGCAAAUAGGAACUAGGAAGAAAUCACGGUAUUAUGAUAUGAUAUGGAACAUCAAGUAUAUUCCUAGAUUCAAGUGGGUUCAUUUAAGUGAAAGGCUAGCUUAUGAGAAGGCAGCUAUGAAACAGAGGCUCAGGGCUGAAAUAUCUCAAGCUAAGAGGGAAGCUCACUAUCUGCAAAGCAAUGUAGAAAAGAGUAAAAAGAUAAAAAAUAAAAAGUCUGGUGCUAAUAACUCUUGACUCAUAACUGAA